Molecule: messenger RNA, 2036 nt
Organism: Boleophthalmus pectinirostris (great blue-spotted mudskipper)
Lineage: Eukaryota; Metazoa; Chordata; Actinopteri; Gobiiformes; Gobiidae
Gene: yars1
Product: tyrosyl-tRNA synthetase 1
Biological process (GO): tyrosyl-tRNA aminoacylation
Molecular function (GO): ATP binding; tRNA binding; tyrosine-tRNA ligase activity
Source: RefSeq, a predicted model, not a curated record
GAGUUUGGCUCUCGAUUACUUGUGCCUGUAGUAUCAUUAGGCCUGUUGGGUCGAUUGCAGAGUUGAGCCGACGCUGAUGCAACACUGACACAACACUGACAGCACCGGCUCAAGCCUUCUGUUUAUCACUGUGUCAAGUCUACUGUAAUGGCAGUCCAGUUAAAUCCAGAUGAGAAGUUUGAUCUCAUCACCAGGAACCUCCAAGAGGUUCUUGGAGAAGAGAAGAUAAAGCAGGUCUUACAAGAGAGGGAGCUUAGAGUGUACUGGGGCACAGCCACUACAGGCAAACCACACGUGGCAUACUUUGUGCCCAUGUCAAAAAUUGCAGACUUUCUGAAGGCUGGCAGUGAGGUCACAAUUUUGUUUGCUGAUCUGCAUGCCUACCUAGACAACAUGAAAGCUCCUUGGGAGCUGCUGGAACUCAGGGUGAAAUAUUAUGAACAGGUCAUUAAGGCUAUGUUGGAGAGCAUUGACGUUCCUCUGGAGAAACUCAAGUUUGUCAAGGGCACAGACUACCAGCUAAGCAGAGAGUACACUUUGGAUGUGUACCGCCUGUCUUCUAUGGUCACUGAGCAUGAUGCCAAAAAAGCAGGAGCAGAGGUGGUCAAACAAGUGGAGCAUCCUCUUCUUAGUGGUCUGCUGUAUCCUGGACUCCAGGCUUUGGAUGAGGAGUACCUGAAGGUGGAUGCCCAGUUCGGAGGAGUUGACCAAAGGAAGAUAUUUACUCUGGCAGAAAAGUACUUGCCUUCUCUUGGCUAUGCUAAACGUGCUCAUCUAAUGAAUCCCAUGGUGCCAGGAUUGACUGGGGCAAAGAUGAGCUCCUCAGAAGAGGAGUCAAAGAUUGAUUUGCUGGACUCAAAAGAAGAUGUGAAAAAGAAGUUAAAGAAAGCUUUCUGUGAGCCUGGAAAUAUCCAGAAUAACGGUGUCCUCUCUUUUGUCAAGUAUGUCCUGUUCCCUUUGCAUGGAGACUUCUGUGUGAAACGAGAUCCUAAAUGUGGUGACAAAGUGUAUACUGUCUUUGAAGAAGUGGAAAAAGACUUUGCUGCCGAGCUGAUUCAUCCUGGAGAUUUGAAGGCCUCUGUGGAAGUUGCACUAAACAAACUGCUGGAACCGAUCAGAAAGAAGUUUGAGUCACCUGAGCUCCGCAAACUCACUAACUCUGCCUACCCAGACCUUUCAAAGAAAUCAGGUGGGAAGGGAGCAAAGGCUGGGGGAGGGGGAGGGGUAGAGGAUGACGAAUUGUCCCCAUCCAGGUUGGACAUACGGGUGGGAAAGGUGGUCAGUGUAGAAAAGCACCCAGAUGCCAAUUCACUCUACCUAGAGAAGAUUGAUGUGGGUGAGCCAGAACCAAGGACAGUGGUGAGUGGCCUUGUAGCGUACGUUACACAAGAAGACCUACAAGACCGAAUGGUGUUGGUCCUAUGCAAUCUUAAACCACAGAAAAUGCGGGGUAUUGAGUCACAAGCCAUGCUGUUGUGUGCAUCCAUUGAAGGAGAGCCGAGGCGAGUUGAACCACUGGAUCCUCCUGAGGGUUCAUCACCAGGGGAAAGAGUCUAUGCAGAAGGCUACGAGACAGGCAAACCAGACGACAGACUCAACCCAAAGAAGAAAGUGUGGGAGAAACUACAGGUUGACUUGAAGGUCUCAGACGAGUGUGUUGCCCAGUGGAAAGAGAAGCGACUAAUGACCAAAUUAGGACAAAUCACAUGUAAGACACUGAGAGGAGGCAACAUCAGUUAACUCCACACACCACACCAAGUGCCUCCAUCUGCUCUCUGUCUACGGAGGAAAAUGUCUUUCAUCUACUGCCAUGACAACAAUAGCAGCAGAAGUUAAUCAAAUUUCUUAGAGAAUCUGUGGACAAUGAGAACAACAUUUCUGAAGAAUAUCUUUGUGUUACCAUGCUUCAUCAACACAACUUCUCAACAGCUUCUCAAUUUAAAUUUAAAUUCUUUCACUGCUUCACUGACCAAAUGAACAGUAACAAAAGGUUUGAUCCACAUUUGUGAGUCAAUAAAUGCUACAUUUUAAAUAAA